Molecule: messenger RNA, 5728 nt
Organism: Anguilla anguilla (European eel)
Lineage: Eukaryota; Metazoa; Chordata; Actinopteri; Anguilliformes; Anguillidae
Product: dematin-like
Exons: 17
Coding region: 1853-3043 (396 amino acids)
Biological process (GO): cytoskeleton organization; lamellipodium assembly; actin filament bundle assembly
Cellular component (GO): plasma membrane; actin cytoskeleton
Molecular function (GO): actin filament binding
Source: RefSeq, a predicted model, not a curated record
UAUAUUCGCUGGUCUGGGAAUGUUAUUAGCCAAGUCUGGCACUAUUACUCCUACAAGUCAGGUGAAUGAAGUGAAUUGUAGGCAGUGACGUCGCUGUCCUGACUGUGGUGAGGAGCUCAUUACAGAGAAAGGACGUGUCCGAGCAGAGAAAGGACGUGUCCGAGCAGAGAAAGGACGUGGCCGAGCAGAGAAAGGACGUGGCCGAGCAGAGAAAGGACGUGUCCGAGCAGAGAAAGGACGUGGCCGAGCAGAGAAAGGACGUGGCCGAGCAGAGAAAGGACGUGUCCGAGCAGAGAAAGGACGUGGCCGAGCAGAGAAAGGACGUGUCCGAGCAGAGAAAGGACGUGUCCGAGCAGAGAAAGGACGUGGCCGAGCAGAGAAAGGACGUGUCCGAGCAGAGAAAGGACGUGGCCGAGCAGAGAAAGGACGUGGCCGAGCAGAGAAAGGACGUGGCCGAGCAGAGAAAGGACGUGGCCGAGCAGAGAAAGGACGUGGCCGAGCAGGGAGACCCUGUCGGGAAGGAUACAGUAAGGCAACCGAGCCGAGCGGUCUGACGAGCGAGGUUUGCUAAUCGAUCGUAGGGAAAUUCCUCUUGCUGCACUGUAGGCUUGUAUUCGGUCCACAAUCCAUAGCCAGUGAGGGGUUAUGGGAGGCGUGGCGUGCGUGUGUUUUGGUUGAUUGUACGCGAGCAGCAGCAUUCUGUACGUGCCUGAGGAUCCAUACAAGGAAGACCAACAAGCAGAGUUGCAGUAAUCCAGCCAGGAUGACACAAGGGCCUGGACGGUGCGCUUAGCAGUGUAUGCAGGAAGGGAAUAAUAGAUUUCACAGAUGUUGUAGAGAGAAUAUUGUCACAGUCAUUUAUGGAUAUACUUCCCCCCCCACCCCCUCAAAAAAUGCACUUUGAUUCUAUGACACAUUUGCAACCACUAGUGUUGCAGUAAAAUAUCAGUUUUAUGCAAUUAGUGAACUGGCUUGUUUACUGGACCCUAUGAAGUUUAUCUACACGGUGAUGCCUCACCCACUGAAGCUGAUUCAGAAAUCUGAUGGUGAUGGCUCUCCUGUGCUUGGAAUCUGAGGUAAAGGAACACUGAACUAAUGACGCAUUACUGAUUACCUGUGACAGUCAGCAGCUAACUUUAAAAGCCUCACUUUUACAAGUUUUAAACCUAAAUUCUUGCCUGUGAGAAAGUGAAAUUUUACUCUACAGGCCAUACAAAUGAAAGCCAGCAAAACUCAGAGGAAGACCUGAUAUUGCAAACCCAAUGUAUGAAAAUACCCUGCCAACUGCAAUUGCUUAGAAUCCUUUUAUGAAUGGUUCAAUACUGGAGGAAAAACUGCAAGUCUUGUCAAAAGAAACACAAAGUUUAACAUGGCCCUGCGUCAGUUUAUAUAUUAAGCAUGAACCAUUUCAGCCACUAUCGAACCGUGACCCGCCUUCACGGGAAGGCUCGUUUUCUUUGACAAUCUUGAGACAGUGAAACAAAGGACAAACAAACAAACAAACAGUCUGUUUUUCAAGGGAAGUCAUUUGGCACACCAGCGGAGCAAAAAAUGUUCAGGACUUUCCAGUACCACCUUGUUUGAUGGAUUAGGGGGCGGGGAAACAUGCCAAUUAUUUUUGAGGGGCGUUAUCAAUUUUUAACAUCAACUUCUGCUUCCUCAGACUGCAUGGGAUCUGAGUGGCUUCAGUCUCAUUGGUGAGGAACUUCCAGAGGAGGAUGGACACCAGGAAAAGACAGAACGCUAGAGCGGUCUCCUCGCUUUCCCACCUCUCGGUCUCGGACAGAAAAAAGGAAGCGUGUGCGAAGAAACCAGCCGUGUGACUGACGCAUUAAGGCAUCCGUCUGUCAGCAUGGAAAAGGAGACAGGGGCCGCCCCAGGAAACAGGCCAUCGUCUCGGGGUCCCAGCGCCCCCGGGUCUCCUGCCGUCACCAUUGUGACAAAAUUGGACAAGAAGGUGAUUGGAUACAAGGACCUGGCUGCCAUCCCCAAAGACAAGGCCAUUCUGGAGGUGGAGCGGCCGGACUGGAUUACCUAUGAGCCCCACUUCAAUUUCUCCUCUCUGGACCGAGCUGAGCCGUCCCGGAGCCGAGAGAGGUCCAUGUCACCUCACUCCAUCUCGCCCCCUCCCUCCCCAGGGAGCUCAGGAAGGGAGCUGAAGGAUUUGCCAGAGGAGUCCUCUGAUUCACCUCCAUCCUGCAAAAUCAGUGCCACCACAGGCCCUGUGCAUCACUUUCACAGGCCUGACAUUGGCACUAAUAUCUACAGGAAGCCACCAAUUUACAAACACGAUGCCUCUGCGUCCGGCGUACAGGCCAAACACAGAGGCGACCUCAUCAUCAAAUCCUCCAAAUUCCCCGCUGCCCAGCCGCCGGACCCCAACCUGCCCUCCAAGAUUGAGACGGAGUACUGGCCCUGUCCCCCCUCCCUGGCCACCAUGGAGAUCGAGCGGAGGAUGAGGCAGAGGAAGGGCGGGGAAGGUGCUGAGGGAGAGGGGAACGAUGAAGAUCUGACGGAGGAGGAGAAGAAAUCGCAGGAGCAGGAACUGAGCAAGAUCCAGUCCAACCUGGGGAAGCUGAUCCUCAAAGAGGAAAUGGAGAAGCCCGUACCGUUCCGCAGGAAGACUCGUUCGCUGCCCGACAGGACGCACAUGCACAUGGGGUCAUCUUCAAACGGCUCCAAAUGCAGCACCCUGCCUGCCUGCAGCCGUUCAGGAUUGACACGGCUGCAGUCCGCGGAGUUUCCCUCCACAGUGAACGAAAUCACAAGGCCUGGUGUACAGAAUGGAGAAAUGCAGACAGGGCGAAUGGACAGGGGGAAUUCCCUCCCCAGCAUCCUGGAGCAGAAGAUCUACCCGUACGAGGCGCUCAUCGUGACUCACAGGGGGCGGAGCAAACUCCCACCGGGAGUGGACCGCACCAGGCUGGAGAGGCACCUGGACCCGGAAGUGUUCCAGCAACUGUUCGGAAUGUCAAUUGUGGAGUUUGACCGGCUGUCGCUAUGGAAACGGAACAACCUGAAGAAGAAGGUUUCGCUCUUUUGAAGGAUCAGAGAGGAGCUUCCCUGAAACCACGAACCCAAAACAAAUACAUCCCUGGAAGAAAAUAAAACCCCUUUCUUUUGAAAACCAGAGAAAAAAAAACAACAAAUAUAUUUGAGCAGGAUGAUGAAUCUCUGAAUCGUAGAGAUUAUGCAAGUCCCUGAAUAUAUUGUCUUUAAAAAAAGUCCUAUUGAUGUCCCACUCUUGAUUCAUAUUUACAAACAAAGCGAGUACAGUUUACAGUGUAAAGGCCAGAGCCACUGCAUCAUGUCUCUCUUUCUCUUUGUCCCUCUGCAUCAGCAAAAUGUAUAAAAUAUUACAAAAGGGCUGUACGUUAUAGAUCGCUUACACGCCCUGCGUGACUCUGUCCUCACGCAGGGCAUGGUCGACCGCCGUCUCUCUGUCUCUAGUCGAUGUGAACCUGUCUCGUGAGUGAAAUGCACGGUUAUCAGUUAGCAGUCUAACCCCCCCCCCCCCCCCCGAAACUAACGCACUUGUUUGGUCCGCAGUUAAACUUGUCGCAACGUUAAGCGCCGUUAGCAGAAAGACAGGCCGCGAACACCGCGCGCCUCCUGUGGAAAAAUAUCUAUAUCAGCGUCUCCGCUUCGUCACAGCAUCAGCUACAGCAAAUCCACGAAAACUGUGUACUUGUGUUUUGCGAAAUAAAUUUUAAAAAAAUAAAGGAACUGAGAACAGUAUUUUAACAACACCAUCGCUUCACCCAGUUGGCAGAGAAUAUGUUUUGGUUUUUUUUUCCACAAAGGGAAACGGAUGAACGAGUGCAGAAUAAUGUGUUCUAAGAUGUAGGCCUAUUUUCCUCAUGCUUACUUUUGUAAAGCUCUGUCAGGUUUGCUGUCCAAAUAGGAAACUGAGGUGCUCCAGCUGAGUGUAAACUCAAAGAGUAUUUGACCUUUCCCUGACCUUCAGCAGAAGAUAGAUCCCUCUGAAUGUUUAUUUGCCCUUAUGGCCAGCAGGUCAGGUGUAUUGGUGCUCACUGUUAACGUCUGGCUGUCCCCACAAACACACGUUCAGGUCAUUUAUACUUAAGGGGCACAUUAUUUAGAAUUUUAAUAUUUUCUUAACAUUGAGAAAUCCUCUCAAAUCUGAGGUGCGUUCAAAUUCAGCGAACAAGGCGAACGUUUGCAAACUAUUUCAAACGGUAGCUUUGUGUUCGCCGCAAACGUCUGCAAACAUAAGCAAACGGUCUGAAAAGGUAGUUUGCGGCGAACAAAAAUGGACGCUGGACUGAGGGAAAUGUAUUCGCAGAUGGGUAUUUCAAUUGAAGAUGCCGGUAAGUGUGACUAGUUUUUUCAAUAAUGUUAUUGCUAACGCUGGCCAAUGUUAUUAUUGUUCGCUAGCUUUUCUUUUUUUUACCUUGUCUUUUUAUGUUUAAUGCAAACAAUUUGGAACGUUCUUAAAAAGCCGUUCAAAUUUAACCGUUCAAAGAAAACAUGUUCGCCACGAACGUUCGCCUCUGUUCGCUGAAUUUGAAUGCACCUCCGCUCUUUCAGAGAGUGACUGCUGAUGUCACUUCCUCAAUGCAACAGAGGUGCGUUCGUAUUUUUUACAGUCUCUGGUUCAAAUGAACCGCUCAUGUGAACCUGUAACGACCCGGUCUGGGUCAGACCGUAACAGGAAAAAAACGAAAAGGGAAGUGAAUGAGAAAUGGGUAAUGAUUCAUGAUGAGCAAGCAACUCCAGUCCCUAACUGCCUAUCCAAAAAAGAAAAAAACAAUCUAAAGCCUAGCUAAUCUUCAAAAGGUUUACCGAGUUUGGGGCACCCCCCUGAGCUGGAACCUGAGUGGCCGGGCAGAGGAGGGGACCCCCAAAACGGCAGUGCCAACACAAACCCGAGAAAGACUGAAUUUAAAUGAAGAAACGCCCUCAGUCGCUUCCAUAGCUUAAAUAUUUCUCUUCCACAUACUUUAAUAUCAUUCCAGUCAUAACUGUUAAUAACAGCAACAUAAUAAUAAUGUCGAUAAAAUAAUUGUUCAUAAAUAAAAUUACUUGAUGGGAAGUGCAUUGCAUUACAUGCCAGAUACCUUUCUCCACCACAACAGACUAGACAGUUACAAUAGUUGUGUGCUGCAAAGCUUAUAGAUAGACAGCAUUACCUAUGUGAUUACCUAUUUAAACAGGCUGUGGGCAGUUAGAAGCUGUAAUGUCAGCUUCUGGCCUCCCCUCUCAAUAUCUAUCAGAAGCAUUGUGGGGACCUGAAGUACAAAACUUCCCUGCUGCCUGUACCUAUAUACAUACUGUACCAUAGCAUUGUACAGGGCAGUGGGAUAGUGCUGGAUUCAAAUGGUUUUGAUCAUUGGUGGGACUUUUGGGUUGAAUACACUCUCCGCCAUAGUUGCAUCCUUAUCCGGACAUCCUGACCGACACCUGGAUACCUGUGUCUGUGUUAUCUGCCUCCGUCUCUUUGCUUAAAGGGUAGUCGGUGAUGAGUGUUCCUCCCUGUGCUGUUCAGCCAUGUUUGUUUUCAUGGUCUCUUCUCACAAUGUCCGCCAGGGCAUUUCAAAGCUUCGUGCCUCAUUGUGCGCGUGCGUAUGUGUGUGUGCGUGUGUGUGGGUAACAACAUAAAGCUUAGGCCGUACUGCAUCUCUCAGCCAUACUUUGGUGCUUCUGCUUUUUGUUUCUACAUCACAAUGUCUCCGGUGUAGGGGAAAUAAAAUCGAGGAAGACAAAA